GUCUGUGCCAUGCCUGGCGCUCCUCUCCUGGACAGCUUGGCCAUCUCCACCUCAGGAGGGCCGGCUUCUCUUGAGCAGCUCCUGCCUCCUGUGGCCUCUGCCGACCUCAGAGCCAACUGCAGAGGGCAGGCCCGCGGGGCUCUGCCCCACAGCACCAUGAUGGGAAAACUCCCUCUCGGGGUUGUCUCUCCUUAUGUGAAAAUGAGUUCGGGGGGCUGCUCUGACCCUCUGAAGUUUUAUGCUACCAGCUACUGCACAGCCUAUGGUCGGGAGGAGUUCAAGCCCCGAAUGGGGAGCCAUGUAGGUACAGGCUACAAAUCCAACUAUCGGCCUCUGGUCUCCUACCAACCCCAUCUGGAUACCCUGGACAAUCCAGCCAUAGGGGAACAGAUUCGUGACACUUCCAAGUCUGUGACCAGUCAGAGCUACUGUCCCCUAGAAGUGCCUGAUGGCAAACACCCCAUGCCCUGGAACCUGUACCAGACCACCUCUGGCUAUGGGCGAGAGAAGCUCAAUACUGGACCACUUUCCAAGGAGGUUAAGAAGGUCCAUUUCGAUACCCAGGAUCAUGGACCUCAGACCAUCACAGGACUGGAGCCCAAGGAGGUUCCCCUGCUCCACCAGCAGCAGGGCAAGGGCUCUGUGGAGUGGGAGAACUCGCACUAUGGUCCACGCUUCAUGGCUUCCGAGUACAAUUCCAAGUAUAUCAAGGAAGCUCCAAACCAUUCAGAUCUCUUGCUCAAGAAGACGAUUGGUUCCAAAGAAGAGACUGGCUUCACUGAAGAGUCAACCAAGAAUCCCUUCCAGCCGCCCUCACAGGCAUAUCCUGGGGACCCCGUCCCCCACCCAGGACGGAGCAUCACCAAGUCGGACUUCCUCCCUAUAAGUCACCCUCAGGGAAGUGAGUUUCUCCCUGUGCUGUCCAGAGGCUCUGAUCGGGACACAGGAUACAGCCGAGUGAAUGAAAGGAUCUUGAACCCCAGAAUGCCUGCUCCAAGCCCACAGCCUGCCAGCAUGAGCCACAGGUCCUACCAGCCGCCCCAGCGGAUGCAACAGACAAACGUUGCCCUGCUCGGCAGGGAGUCUGUGGGGAACAAGGAGCCCACAGGGUUCACUAUUAACAACCCCAGCUACGUCCGGAGCUCCUAUGAAUCGGACAGAGACCAACGGUACCUGACUACCUACAACCAAGGGUACUUCGAGAACAUCCCCAAGGGACUGGACCGAGAAGGCUGGACUCGAGGUGGCAUCCAGCCCCAGAAAACAGGAGGCUAUGCCCUCAACGAAUCUAUUACCCGAAUGGACACCACUCCGAACCCCACAGAGACCCUGCGGCAGCUGCACCCUCAUGUGGGAAGAACCUUGACUUCGAUUGACCUCUUCUAUCGAGACACUCCUCAUAGCAACCGCUACACGGCUACCAGCUGA
This is a messenger RNA of Microtus oregoni (creeping vole), 1428 nucleotides long. It is a transcript of the gene Saxo4, whose product is annotated as protein phosphatase 1 regulatory subunit 32. Gene Ontology annotation, molecular function: phosphatase binding. Bases 10 to 1428 code for a protein of 472 amino acids. NCBI's taxonomy places the organism in Eukaryota, Metazoa, Chordata, Mammalia, Rodentia, Cricetidae. The record is from RefSeq and is a predicted model, not a curated record. The transcript has 14 exons.